UUGGUCAAUAUUUUCACCACAAAGCAGGUGUUCCCACGACUUCAUUUCAAUCAAGAUUGUCUCCUACAUUACCCCCAUUGGUAUAUGUUGAUACAGAGAGUUGGAAAGGCAAUUAUAUCACUCAUGGUAGUUGGCCUAUUUCUCCAGAGAUUGCAACAGGUUGUAAGUUUCCCCCCUACCAACGUGCUGGUUGAAUUAUAAUAUUUUCAUUAAGCGUUAUCUUUUCAGGAAAUUUUGUAAUCUUACCUUUGCACGCUGAACAGUAAACUUAUCCUGGCUCCGAUCUUGCACGUCGGCUCCCCGUUUGACCUAUAUUAUCGGGAUAACUUCGAUAGCAGUGCUGGCUACUCUGAAUAUUUCACACCAUCAAAUUCAAUUCAUUUGUUUCCAUUCAGUUUGCGUUGCCAAUGAUUUUCCCAUUAGCAGUGGAAUCAAGAUCUUUAGUGGUAAAAUAACUAUACCGAUCAAAAAUUAAGAAAGUUUGGGAACUCUUACAAGAUGGCGAUUCCUGUAUGAAACUUUAGUUCCCCCUCAGUUUCCCUCACAGUAUUCUCAAAACUUCUCCACCUUCUGGAGACAGGAAACUGACGUCGUAAUGCAGAUUCUAAUGAAUGUCUGUUUAUCGUUUUCCGAAAUUUCAUUAACUUUAGAUUAAGAAUGUUAUGAAAUGUUUUCUGUGUAUGAAGCCUUGGGAAUUUUUUAAAAAAAACACCUUAUGGUGCCCCAGGGAAUUUCUGCGGAGUUUCACGCAAGUUAUUCCCACAGAUAACGGUGCGUUAAGUUCUUUGAUCAUUCAAGGCUAAGUUUUAUGCUUGGUGUUUCAUAUUGCAUUACCCGGUGGCAUUGUUGGCCAAGCUGGUUGUUAUUCACAUAUCAGUUCAUGAAAUUUAUUCACAUCGCCACCAGAACUUCUUGAAGAAAGGAAAAAUAUAUUUCCCUGCUACACUAGUAUGACUUUAUUUCUAAUUCAGAGUCCAAAACAGAUAGAUUGAUUGAUUGAAUGAAUAUUGCUUAAACGUCCCUCUCGAGAAUCUUUCACUCAUAUGGAGACGUCACCACUGCCGGUGAAGGGCUGCAAAAUUUAGGCCUAUGCUCGUCGAUUGUGGCCUUGGAGCAGGGAGGGAUCUUUAUCGUGCCACACCUACUGUGACACGGGAUGUCGGUUUUGUUGUUGUUGUUGGUCUCAUUCGAAGGACCCCUGCAUCCCAUUUAGUCGCCUCUUACGAAAAGCAAGGGGUACUUAAGACGUAUUCUAACCCGGGGCCCCACGGGAUUCCAAAAUUGAUAAAAAAGAAAUAAUAUUGCAACAAUGAAGAGAGGAGAAAACAAUCAAUAGAAUAUACAAAUUAAUAGCAAUAGCUGACAAAGCAUGUUCAAGCGACACACAUAAUUCUAUUACAAUAUAUACAUAUAUAAGCACUGAAAAGGCCACGACACUGUUGAUUUAUUUAAAACUCAAAUUUUCGACGCACAUAUUACAUAAACAAAUAUCACACGCUACAAAAAAAAAAAAAAAAAAAAAAAAAAAAACCCCGACAAAUAUUAAUAAUCUACAUUGUUAACAAAAAUGAGAACUGAGAAAAAUGGUUGUUUAUUGGGUUGUUUUGUUUUUUCGUGGUGUGUGCAACUUGUUGUUUAUGUAACCAACAGUGUGACUGUCAUGGCCUUUUCAGUGCUUUUAUAAAUUUUCCAAGCAAACAUAAAAUGUCUUUGCUUUCAUUAUCUAAGAUCCAUAUUAGUUUCUCUGACAGUAGGUGUCCAAAGAGAAAAAUUUGAGAUGGUUUCCAUUUAUUGUAACCUCUCAUUGUUAUAUUUUGGGCAAAGAAAUAAGAAAUUGAUGUUUGUCUUCAACCUCCUGCAUAUAACAUUGAAAGCAUACUCUUGGCUCCAUGUUAAAGGAGUUGUGAGAUUGAUUACUGUUCGUUAUCUUCACCUUUCUAUAUGUUGUGACCACUACUCAUUGAUUUCUAUAUAUACAGUACACCAUAUAUUCAUCCUAUUUCAGGUACAGUGUGACUAAAUGAUAAAAAGCUUGAGAUGAUGCGCAUGAGAUAAAAGAAAUAUAUCUUUAUUUCAAAUCAACUAGAACACGGCACACCACUGUAUUUAGUCUCGUUCAACCAGACACUCGGCUGUCACCGCAAAUCUCCGACAAGCAGGAUAUUUACGGAGAAAGCAGAGCGUCUGGUUGCAUGAGACUACUGUAUGUAGAAGAAACCGAACGCGACGGUAGAGUCUCACGCAAGUAUAUUCAGAAGAGUUCUCGAAAAAAUAAUGGUUAUCACAGAUUUGUUUUGAAAAUAUUUUCGCAUAUUUACAUUAACUUUGACUUAGAUUGUGACUUUUGAAGCAUAAUUAGGGUGCAAAUAUGACUACUCCAUCCAAAGAAGGGGACGACCCAUGUUCAAAUGAAAACAGCGAGGAAUCCGAGUCGGACCCAGAUAUGGACGAAGUAUUGCUGGCGGAGUUCGAGGAGAAUGAACCAUCGACUGCACGAAAACAAGCUGAAGAAGUGGGCAAGCCACAUACUGCUUUUGUGGAGGAAGGAGAUUCACAAUCAGAACCCAAAAAGUCUAAAGAUGAUGAAUUGACAGAAAAGCAGGCAGAAGUCUGGGAACCACCAGGUCGUGAAAAGUCAGAACUGUCAACUACCACUACCACAGACUCGUACGAUUCGUCAGACACAAGCCAGACUAACAGCGACCAGUCCAGGCUUAAAGUCAAGUUGUCUGCCCUUGGCAGUGUGGAUGAUGCCACUGUUGGUGCCACUGCAAUGCCGAUGGAUGAAAGCUACGAACCAAGUGUGUAUCAUAUAAAAUGGAACACUUUUAACUCUCGUGAGGUGCCCAUUAUAACCCAGAAUGAAAAUGGACCCUGUCCUCUGUUAGCUGUCAUGAACAUCUUGUUAUUAAAAGGGAAAGUCAUACUAGAGCCAGGUGUGGAGGUCAUUACUCCGGAACAAAUCAUGACAUUCUUAGGAGACAGCAUUCUACAAAAUGCACCCAAGAAUAGCACAGAGGAUGUUCAGCUGAAUUUUGAGCAAAACAUGCAUGAUGCCAUGGCUGUUAUACACAAGUUACAGACUGGAUUAGAUGUUAAUGUUAGAUUUACAGGGAUCCAGGAUUUUGAGUACACCCCUGAGUGUAUCAUCUUUGACUUGCUGGGGAUUCCCCUGUACCAUGGCUGGCUUGUCGACCCCCAGGACAUGAAAACCGUUGAGGCCGUAGGCAACUGUAGCUACAACCAGCUGGUGGAGAAAAUCAUUGGUGAUCGCAGCUCGGAGGAGGAAGAGCUGGUUAACCAAGCUCUGCUGGCAGAAGCAUUCCUGGACAGAACAGCCUCCCAGCUAACUUACCACGGCCUGUAUGAACUCAAUUCCACAGUCAAAGAGAACCAGCUGUGUGUUUUCUUUAGAAACAACCAUUUCAGUACCAUGUACAAGCAAAAGAGUGAACUGUUCCUGCUAGUUACAGACCAGGGAUUUCUGAGUGAGAAGAACGUCGUCUGGGAGACACUCAACAAUGUGGAGGGAGAUGGUUAUUUUGUAGAUGCACAGUUCCACACCUACACCAAACCGACCCCUCUCGCAGAACCACUGGUACCCCCCGCCGGUCCCCCGGGCUCUGAGGAACAAGUAGAUCAAGACUAUUUACUGGCAAUGUCUCUACAACAAGAACAACAAAUGACAGACGAAGAGUUGGCAUGGAAACACAGCCAGCAGCAGGAACAACAAGUUCAAAUGUCAGAUCAUGAACUAGCAGCCAAACUACAAGCUGAGGAGGAUGAGCGGGCAAUGAGAGCAAUCAAUGAGCAACAACAGAGACAGCAACAGGAGCAACCACAGGGUCAAAGGCCAGCUGCUGAAGGUGCUAGAGGUCGGCCAAGGGAACGGGGCGAGCGAGAGCGAGAACCUAGGGAUAAAUCCAAGGAAAGCUGCUGCAUUUUAUGAUGAGGAUCGUCCGAGAAUAUUCUAUCCAGUCUUAACCAGUUCCUCUUGGCUUCCAGUGGAGAGAGAGUUUUCAGACAGAGUUAUCUAACUUGGUUGUGAUCUUCAGUUACUAGUCAUUAAAAAAAGUGUUUGUUUGCAUCACCUCUCAUUGUGGAUGUAAGGCAACUCCAAGCAUACUUAAGGAGAAAAAGAUGGAGAAAAAACCAUUUAGUAAAACCAGUCUGUCGUUUUCCCAAUUUUCCCGUUUUCCUAGGUCUUAGAUUCUCUUAUAUUAAACUCUGUAAAUUUUCUAGGUCUUAGACUCUCUUAUAUUAAACUCAGUAAAUUUUCUAGGUCUUAGACUCUCUUAUAUUAAACUCUGUAAAUUUUCUAGGUCUUAGACUCUCUUAUAUUAAACUCAGUAAAUUUUUUUUAUUGUUAUUGCAGUGUACGGAGGUGUUAGUAAAUCUGAAUCGUCGAACUGAUUAUGUGGAAAAAAUUGUGGAUAAUUUUCCUGGCUCCAGCAAAAUGAAUCUUGUAUAGUGGCCAUGUAGAAAUUGAUUUAUUUAGCACAUAACAUUUUUAUUGAUCCGGGAAUUCCUGUAAUUGAUUUAUUUAGCACAUAACUUUUUUAUUGAUCCGGGAAUUCCUGUAAUUGAUUUAUUUAGCACAUAACGUUUUUAUUGAUCCGGGAAUUCCUGUAAUUGUAUAUAAGUUUAGUUGUAUGCUGACUCGACUAAAGUUUUCCUGAUUGAAGUCUGAUCUUGCCACCAAACAUUGUUAAGAGUAGAGGGAACUCAGAUUUGUUUACAUGAAAGCCCACUCCCUCUUCAAAGGGAAAUAAGAAUAUAAAAUUCAGCAAAAAUAGGAUGUGUCAUGUGGUGAAUUCUUUGAAUCCCGACUGUGAAUUGUGAUGCCAUGAUAAGGAGCCAAAGUUUUAAAUAGGAAUAGAAAACUUAAUCUUUUAAAUCUUUCUCUCAUGCACGAAUAAAGAGACUCUGUUUUAAAGUAAUAUCUAAGUCUAAUCAAACCAAUACUCUCUGGGCCAGGGUAUGGCUGUUAAGUUUAAAAUUUAAGUUCUUAAUUGCUAAAUUAUUUAAAUAUUUAUUUAUUUAUAAAUAUUUAUUUAAAUAAAAAGUAGAAAUUGCUACCUUAAAUUAAAAAUUAAAAAUUUAAAUGAAUAGAAAAUGUCUUAUAAAUGAUCUUCUCAAGGACAAGGUUACAUUGUCACAUUACAUCUGCAUGUAAACUCUGGUCUAAAGGUUUUACAUAGGAAAGGAAAAAAUCUGGAAAAUUUCCUCACAAGAAGUGCAAAAUUAUAAUUUGUGUCAAAUUGAUUUGGAGCAAUAUUUAAGAACUGUGAGAUUUAAAUUUUCCAAAUCAUGGCUACGGGUUUUUGGGGACUGGCAUUAAUAGGAGUGUAAAUUUUUAGAUGUGAAAUGUUUGUGAUUUUAAAUUCAAUCUAAACAUUGUCCCAGGGGCCAUAAUCCGGGGUGCAAGGAAUAGCAGUAGGAUAAGGAUAAAAUGAUCUUUGAGAAAAAUAAAGCCUCACAUUAUUGAAUCACUUUUAUAUACUGUGGGUGUGUGAAAUCAUAUGACUUAUCUCAAUCUGUAGCCUCUAUAAGGGGCCCAACUGUAUCAUAUUCAUUUCUCAGUAAAGACCAAUGUAACUCGGGUGAGCAAUGGUUUAUAAUAUUAUGAGCAUAAUGUACAUAAACUUUGAUUAGAUUUUUUCUCUUGAAGGGAAGUAUCUGAUCUUUCUGAUAAUCUACUGUGUUCAUUGUGUGUCCAUCUCUAUGUUGCUAUGGUAAACUGGUGCGUUAUCAUGUGUCUGUUGCUAUGACUACAGCUCAUGCUCUGAACAGCAUUUGAUGUUAGCCUGAUUCCAUGGAGACAUUCUGUUCCUCUGUGUCCUGUGUUAUUUUUGGAUUGUCUGUAUUGUAUUGUUUAUUACCAUGAACCAUACAGUUCAUAGGUUUAAUAUAUAUGCAUGAAAUAAUUUGUACAAAAACACAUGUCUGUGAAUGAUGCCCUCGUUUCCCAAUGGCAGUGAUGAUAAUGCUGGUGGAGUAUUUGUUCAUUUGCUGGAGAGAUUUUGUCAUUUGUCCAGUUUUGUGUAGUUCAUGUGUUCAGGUUCCCUUUUGAUGCAUUAAGUGUUGCUCUGUAGUCUGUGAUGUGCGUUAUUUCCCAUGAAUACUCCUUUAAGGCUGACAUUAUUGGUGUAGAAGUCUUAAGAAGAACCAUUAAGAGGGUUGUGUCUGCAUUUUGAUAUUUUACACAUGCAAGAUUUGAACUUAGUGUUGCUUGAAUAUUGUUGGCUAGAAACAUUAGUUUCAAAACAAAGUGACAUGUAAAUGAAUGUCAGGAAAUGUACCUUCUGAUAAAUGGUAUGGACAGUGCAAAUUUUCUAAGUCUGUUCUUAGAAGUUGCCAUAAUUGAUAUGUAAACAAGUUCAUUAUAUUGAAGGGCAAUUACUUAAUAUGGGGCUAAUUGUAGAGUAGAAUUGAGAGUACCAAACCCACAGAUGUUUAUACUGAAUGUUGAUGAUCAAAGAAGAGAGUUGAUAUAAAUGUCCAGGUGUUACGCGAUUCACCAAAUUCAAGACUGAAAUUAUUUUUCAUUAGAGGAAAAAUAAGUGUUUGAAUUAUCGAGUUAAAAUAUCAAGAAACAACAGAGGGAGAUUAUUAUAGAAGGGUAUAUUUAAAAUUAUAGUAGGGUAUAUUUAAAAUUGUAGUAGGGUAUGUUUAAAAUUAUAGUAGGGUAUGUUUAAAAUCAUAGUAGGGUAUGUUUAAAAUUAUAGUAGGGUAUAUUUGAAACGAAGAGUGGAAUUCACUGCGGAGUGUUGUAUGUUGUAAAAGUACAUAUAUAACCUACAACAGAACUCUAUUUUUGUCCUUUUUUUUUUUUUUUAUCAGUGCUUGGAAUGAACUUUCAAUUAUUGGUGGAUGUUUGUCUCAAAUCAAUAUAGUGAAAUACAGAAAGGGCCAAAGAUUUGUAUUGAGUCAAUCAAGAAUGAAUUGGGGCGGUUUUUCCAAUGAUCGUGAAUUUUAAUCAUCAUUUAAAAAAAGCCAGAAUUGGGUAAAACUAGUUCAGAGUAUUGGAUAAAAUGAUACAUACCUAAGCAAGGUGGAUACCUUUUGAGAGGACAGACUUUGUAAAUUUAUAUUCCAGUAAGAACAUUAUGUAUUGGUUUAAAUUACCUUUGAUGAUUAACAUUUUGUACCUGUGUAUCCAUUUUAUGUGUGGUUAGGGUAUUCUUAGGAUCAAUAUUUUGACUGUUUUUUGUACUGCGUUGUCUGUUUUUAAUUAGUCGCCUGUAUUCCUGGAUGUGGUAUUUGUAUUGAUGAUGAAGAGUCCUUGUCUUUCUACAAAUUGUUAUUCUUCCCCUCAAGAUAUUCAUGUAUUGAGAAUAUUAGUAAUAUUUUUCUUGCAACAAAUAUUUAUAAAAUAAAAUGAUCAUAAUUCUU
Messenger RNA from Ostrea edulis (European flat oyster), 7395 nucleotides. RefSeq names its product ubiquitin carboxyl-terminal hydrolase MINDY-2-like. Gene Ontology annotation, molecular function: K48-linked deubiquitinase activity; cysteine-type carboxypeptidase activity; cysteine-type deubiquitinase activity. Gene Ontology annotation, cellular component: cytosol; cell periphery. Gene Ontology annotation, biological process: protein K48-linked deubiquitination. NCBI's taxonomy places the organism in Eukaryota, Metazoa, Mollusca, Bivalvia, Ostreida, Ostreidae. The record is from RefSeq and is a predicted model, not a curated record. The transcript has 10 exons. The coding region runs from base 2369 to 3949 and encodes 526 amino acids.